Messenger RNA from Pseudomyrmex gracilis, 1466 nucleotides. RefSeq names its product PH domain leucine-rich repeat-containing protein phosphatase 2-like. The record is from RefSeq and is a predicted model, not a curated record. NCBI's taxonomy places the organism in Eukaryota, Metazoa, Arthropoda, Insecta, Hymenoptera, Formicidae. The coding region runs from base 99 to 1466 and encodes 455 amino acids. The transcript has 2 exons. Gene Ontology annotation, molecular function: protein binding.
UUGAAAUCGAGUCGAUUCGAGCUCAGUUACCAAGCAGCUAUAAAAAAUUGCAAUUUUAAGAAAUAUUUUCAAAAGAUAUUUUUGUGUGUGUGCAAAAAAUGAAAAGUAUACCAAUGAUUAUAAGCACAAUAGUGCUUUUACUGUGUCACAAUUUGAUUAUCACGAAAGCUUUAAGAAUUUUACAUAUGAACAGCAAUUACGAAAAAAACUUUAUAGAAGGACUACCAUUUAAGGAAGAACAGAUUUUUAUAAAACGAUGUAACGACGAGUCGGAAAAUAUUAAUUUAUCUUCUUAUGAUUUGACCAUUAUAAAAGAUAAUAGUAUAAAAAGUACAUCAAUUAGAAGUUUAUCUUUAAGAGAUAAUAAGUUACAGGAUAUACCUGAAAAUAUGAUAAAGAAUUUACCAUAUUUAAAUUGUUUAGAUUUGUCGAAAAAUGAAAUCAAUAUUUAUAAAACAUUUUCAAUGGAACAUGCGUUUCUUUCUAUCUUAAAUUUAAGCAGUCAAAAAUUACCAAAUGUAUUUGAUGUUGAAACUUUUGAUGAAAAUUCUAUCCCAACAAUUCAAACAAAUUAUAAAACUAUUGAAUUUGAUAAUUCAAAUAUGCGAUUAAAAAAUUUACGAUAUAUCGAUUUAAGUGGAAAUGACAUUUCCACUUUGAAUAAAGAUUUUAAUAUGAACUUUCCAAAUUUAAGCCACUUGUAUUUAAAUAAUGUAAAUGCUGACAUUGUAGACUCGAGUAUGUAUAGUAAAUUACCAAAAUCAUUACGUUGUCUUUCUUUGAAAGACAACAAAUUAAGCGAAUUUAAUUUUAAUAAUUCAAUAACACUUAGUACGUUAUAUUUAGAUUCAAAUCCGCUACAAAAUAUUACUAUUAUUUCUUACACUUUAAAAACUUUAUCAUUGACUAAUUGUACAAAAGCAAACAACAUUUAUUUAGAUGCACCAAAUUUAGAUCAUUUGGAUAUUUCAAAAAACAAUAUUGACGUUUUAACUGACUUUGUAGUCACUCGUUCUUUAAAAACUUUUAUGUUGAAUUUUAACGAAUUUACUACUGUUCCCCAAUUAAUUGAUUUUAAUCAGUUAAUCGAAUUAUCUUUAAAUUAUAAUAAGAUUAAAAUCAUACCAAAAAAUGUGUUCGCGAAUCUACUAAGUUUAGAAAAAUUGGAAUUAAAAGGAAACAAAAUUUCGUACAUUGAUGCGAACACUUUUAGUAGACUACAAAAUUUAAAAUAUUUAGAUCUAUCUUAUAAUAAGUUAGAAAUUUUAUAUAACAAAUGGACAUAUUCGUUAAUGAAUCUUAAAUAUUUAAAUAUAAAUGCAAACAAAAUUAGUAAUAUUGUAGAUUUAAGUAUUCACGAUUCGAAGUUAGAACAUGUAUUUAUGAUAAAUAAUCCUUUAAGAGAAAUAACAUCAAAUGAUAUAAAUGUAUUAUUACCAGAUAACAGUACCGUAUAUAUUACAUAA